GCCGGCUUUUCUGUUUUGUGAGCAAACCGGAAGCUUCUUACUCAUUCCAUUUUGUGAUUGGUUGAUUGGUGCUGCCGCCUGCCGCGCUUGGCUUUCUUGUUUGCUGUUGGGUUUGCCUGUCGAAUUUGUGAAUUCCAUUUUCUACUAAAAAUCGUUCCUUUCCUUUAGUCACCAAAAAAACCUUUAAUUCACAAUGAGCAAACUUUCCGAAGCUGAAGACGACCCCGAGGUUUACGAAAGCUCAGGCGAAGAAUGGGACUCUGAUUCAGUCAAAGGAAAGAAAAAGAAUAACCGUCGCACAUCUGCCAGGCAACCCAAAAAGCCGAAACGCAUGGCUGAAUCUGCUACCAGUGAAGAUGAAGAAGAGGAGGAAGAUUCAGAAGAUGAGCCACCACCAAAAAAGAAAUCAAAAAAUGGAACCACCAACAAAAAGGCAAAACCCAAAGGAAAACCAGCAGCAAAUUCAGCAGGUUCAGAGGAAGAUGCUGAGGAUGAGGAGGAUGAGGAAGACAUAGAUGAAGAAGAGGACGAGGAUGAGGAGGAAGAUGACGAAGAAGAUGAGGGGUCUGCUGAAGAUUCUAACAAAGGGAAAAAAAUGGUACCCAAAACAAUUAAUUCAGGAGAAUAUGAGCCUGGCUCUUUUGUGAUUUUGAGGAAAGAUGCUCAAGUGGAACCCUCCAAGCAUCCUAACAUCUGGAGAAUAGAUGGGAAGGCAUUACUCCAAAAAUAUGAAGCAUUUGCUGACGAUGGGAAGGUCAGGCAUAGGAACACUUCUAUAUAUACUGGCUGGUCGCCUAUGGACCAAGAGCUGUAUGCGCCAGUGACAGUAGAUGUGGUGAAACAGAAAGGCCAGGAUCUUACUGUUGAGCUGCAAUGGGAUAAACUGAAAGACAUUGAAGUCUACAGUGAUGAAGAGGAAGAAGAAGAAACAGAAUAGGCUUUCGCGUAAUCUUAAGUUUAAUGUAUUGAAGAUAUUUGUUUUUAUUCAUCCUUAGUCUGCAAUCCAAUCUCAGUGUUUCAGUUCAUGCAUAACAUUCUGAUUUUUUGAUAGACAUGAAAUUAUAGUUGGAUUCGCCAUUUUCCAAAUAAAUCUUUUUUUAUAUAGA
Messenger RNA from Acanthoscelides obtectus, 1106 nucleotides. The record is from the annotation of a GenBank genome assembly. NCBI's taxonomy places the organism in Eukaryota, Metazoa, Arthropoda, Insecta, Coleoptera, Chrysomelidae.